AAGCAUAAAAAAGUCUUCGAAAGAAUACAUGCACACGCAUGUUAGUGUUCUUUUACGAGUUUCGUACUGUUAUUAGUGAAGAAUGCGAAUGAUAAAAGCGAGUGAUCAUGCACAUUUACAUGGAACUAUGUUAACGGGUAAAACUUUUGAAAUGAAUUAAGCGCCACCCUGCAGUAUAUUUAGUAACACAUGGAUACUGCCGUGCUCGCAUACUUGUCCAUGAGCGAGCCAUGUGCAAUACAUGAAUGUGUUUGAAACGUGAUCAUAGGUGGUCUAGGGGGAAAAGUAGCCUCGAGUUUAACCGGAUCUUGUGCAUGUGUGUGAGAGCCGGUUACAGGACGGCGGAUCCCCGUCGCAUGUCUUUCUCUGAUAAGCCGCAGAGGACUCUCGCCACUCGACAGAGGAUCCUCCGCAGCCCCAGAAAUGCAAAUCUGCCACGUUGCUCCUACUUUGUGACCUCUGACCCGACCAAGGGCCGCACCAUGGAGAAGCUGAAGAGGCUCGGGAAGCAGCUGCUGCGGGUGAAGGCGGUAAACGGCGGCGAGGACUCGCGGCUCUCGCGCUGCCUCAACACCUUUGACCUGGUGGCACUGGGAGUGGGCAGCACGCUGGGUGCCGGCGUGUACGUGCUGGCGGGGGCUGUGGCCCGGGAGAACGCGGGGCCCGCCAUCGUCCUGUCCUUCCUGAUCGCCGCGCUGGCGUCUGUGCUCGCCGGCCUCUGCUACGCCGAGUUCGGCGCUCGGGUCCCCAAAACAGGUUCGGCGUACCUGUACAGCUACGUGACUGUGGGCGAGCUCUGGGCCUUCAUCACGGGAUGGAACCUCAUCCUCUCUUACAUCAUCGGGACGUCCAGUGUGGCACGAGCCUGGAGCGCCACGUUCGAUGAGCUCAUCGGGAGGCACAUUGAGGCCUUCUGUCGGACCCACAUGAGCAUGCGGGCACCGGGCAUCCUGGCCGAGUACCCUGACAUGUUUGCCGUUCUCAUCAUCAUCACACUAACAGGCUUGCUGGCCUUCGGCGUCAAGGAGUCGGCCAUGGUCAACAAGGUGUUCACCUGCAUCAACGUGCUGGUUCUCUUCUUCGUGGUCGUCUCGGGGCUGGUCAAGGGCACGCUCAAGAACUGGGACCUGGACCCCAGCAGCAUCUUCAACAGCACCAACUCAUCAAACCUCAACUCAUCGGGGCCGCUGCUGUCCAGAGAGAGCCUCGGCGUCGGCGGCUUCAUGCCCUUCGGCUUCACGGGCGUCUUGUCCGGCGCGGCCACCUGCUUCUACGCUUUCGUGGGCUUCGACUGCAUCGCCACCACAGGUGAGGAGGUGAAGAACCCCCAGAGGGCCAUCCCCAUUGGCAUCGUGUCCUCCCUCCUCAUCUGCUUCGUGGCCUACUUCGGCGUGUCUGCCGCCCUUACUGUGAUGAUGCCGUACUACAUGCUGGACAAAAACAGCCCACUGCCUGUGGCUUUCAAGUACGUGGGCUGGGAGGGGGCCACCUACGCAGUGGCGGUGGGCUCCCUCUGUGCCCUGUCCACCAGUCUCCUAGGCUCCAUGUUCCCCCUCCCACGCAUUAUCUUUGCCAUGGCCCGCGAUGGUCUGCUCUUCUCUUUUCUGGCACGGGUGAGCGAGCGGAAGACCCCCAUCAUCUCCACCAUGGCAGCAGGGGUCAUGUCCGCGGUGAUGGCCUUCCUGUUUGAUCUCAAGGACCUGGUAGACCUCAUGUCCAUUGGCACGCUGCUGGCUUACACCCUGGUUGCAGCCUGUGUCCUUGUCCUCAGGUACCAGCCGGAGCAGCUCAACCAGCUGGCUAUCACACAGGAUGAGGUGGAGCUCAGCGAGUCCAUCGGCGCCCACAGCAUGGGCAUCCUGCCUGGCGUGGAGGAACGCUUCAGCAUGAAGAACCUCCUCUAUCCAGAGAAACCGGAGCCUUCCAACCUGUCCGGAUCUGCGGUCAACGUCAGCACCAGCGUGCUAGGGUCCCUCAUCCUGGUGUUCAGCGUAUUGGCCGUCCAGGAGGGCCUCGCACUCUGGAAGGUGGCUGCCCUGGGAGUGCUAGCUGUGGCAUGUCUGGGCCUCACCCUGCUGAUAUGGAGGCAACCGGAGAGCAAGACAAAGUUGUCAUUUAAGGUACCUCUGCUGCCCUUUAUCCCAGUUAUCAGCAUGUUUGUCAACGUGUACCUGAUGAUGCAACUUGGCCGGGGCACCUGGGUUCGCUUCGCCAUUUGGAUGGCCAUAGGCUUUGUUAUCUACUUUGGUUAUGGGAUCUGGCACAGCACAGAGGGCACGCUCGCCCGCUCCAGCACCGAGGCCGACCUUGAGGGGUAUAAGCCCACCUGCACCAGUGAGGACACUAUGUUUCAUGAAAAGGAGGCCUUUCUCUCUAAUGGGCUUGACGCCAGGGGUGAGGAAGACGGGGACCUCUAAGGAUCUGGAUGGGGGGCACUAGUGGACCCCCUGUUUUUAUGUAUGACCUGUUUUUAAGUCAGCAAUGAUACUUGAAAGAAAUACUUUAAAGUUGAAAAGCAAUAUCAAGCAAAUCAAAGGCUAAAGUUCAGACUGGCCCAACAAAUCUUUCUUCCGGUUGAUGAGAAACCAAAAAUUGAAGACGAAAUGCUUCUCUGUUCUUUGUUGUACAGAAGACAGGCAUCUUGCAGUAACAACAAAACCAAACAGAACUGUGAAAACCAUGUCCCAAUACAUCUAAACAUCUCUAAAAUUGCUGUUUUCGUUUUGUGGCCGUUUAUUGGUUUCUGCUUUUUGAUUGUUUCGAGUUUAGGCACGAUUUCCCAGCAUUCAGUGCUGCAGCUUUCAGCACUUAUGUCAAAGAGCUAUGCCUCUUAAUCUAGAAUGGGGUCACAUGAUGCAGGAAUCCUCCAAGUCUCCGAGAUCCAAACAUAUUGCCGUAGCUUGCUUUUGGGGUACAGUCCAAUUCCAAAACCUCAUAUAACACAUGUGUUUUGCAGGGUGUCCUUGUCAUAAUUUACGGUGAGAAACACCCUCUCUUUCAGUGUAAGUCAUGAUUCAGGGACUCUGCACUGAGUAACUUCAGCUCUUGAUGUUCAAUGCACUUUCAGGUUGUCAUAUUGAGUUAAACCGAAUCAGGGAAAUAAUCAUAUCUGCAUACACUUCUAAAGUAAAAUGCUAAACCUUAACACCAUUGAAAGUGGUAAAUGAGACUUUCCCAACAAAAGUGAUCCAUUACUUUAAGGUAACACUUUAUAUGACCCGGCACAAAUAUUUAGUAAUAACUCAGUUACUAGUGAAGUAAAAAUAUAGUUGCUACUUGAGAUAAAAGAUGCGUCACAAUUAAUUAAUGAUGAACAAACAUGAGAUCAGUAUUUCACUUGGGUUAUAUAUUACUUGUUCCUUCAGUAGUUCACAAAGGUUUACAGAAUUAACAGAUAUACUGUAGUAACACAUAGAGUAACUGCUUAGGAUAAAAGUUGCAUCAUAAUGCAUUAAUGAUGAACAAAUAUGAGAUCAGUAUUUCACUAGUAUUAUGACUUGAUCCUUCAGUAGUUAAGUUUUACAGAAUUAACAGAUAUAGUAACAAAUAUAGUAAAUGCUUGAGCUAAAUCAUGCGUCACGAUUCAUUAAUGAUGAAUUAACAUGAGAUCAGUUUGUAAUUAAGAUUUUGUUUGUGGUUAAUUGAUACAUAAUACAUAAUGGUGUAAUACUGCAUUAUUUGUGUCUUGUCAAAUUGGUGUUACCACUUUAAUUUUUAUUAGGGCUAGAUUUUGUAAGGAAAGGAUAGAGCUGUGCAAGAAGCAAAUUCAGGGGUGGAAAUUUUGCUACUAGCCAUCUGAGGUAGAUCAGUAAAAAAAAAAAACAUUUUUUUAUUAGCCAGCAAGCUAGUAUUCAGUAUUUUGUACUCACCCUUCAUCUAAAAUACUCUCCUCUGGUGAGAGGGUGAGCUUAAUGUUCAGCGCUGGGUAUAAUCAUUUGUUAUUCGAUUGAAUGUGUGCGUCGUGACAGAUGCUAGCCUCACCGGACAAAAGCUGGAAAACGAGAGCACUGGCCAAAGAUCUUAACUAGUUAGCUAACCAGUGUCAUGUUAUGUUAUGGGAACACAGUGCUGGCUAUUGUGUCUCAGUCAACUUGAAUUUUUUAUUAAGCUUUCACUUUUUGCUCUCCCACCACUACUGCUGUUUUUGUAUUUGAACUAACAAGUUCUAUUUCUUUGUUCGCACGAGACCUCUGACGCAAAUGUUUCUGCCUGAUCUCCCUUUGUAGGUUGCACGUCACUCUGCUGAUUGUUAUAAACAAACACGAUUUGUACAAGACACAAAGCAUUUGCUGAAUAUGGAUGAAUGAAACAAAAUCUUCACUAUGCAGCAGGUUGCAUUACAUUAAGAAAUGUAACAAAUGCAGUAGCACUUGUGUUGUGCCAAAAUAUACAUUUACAAUACUUGUGAAUACUACAGAUGUAGACAGUUAAACAAUAUAAUAGAGACAUUUUUCUGUACAUAAGUAGUGAAUUCUGUACAUUAGUAAAUUAUUUGAAAAAUUGUCAUAUAUUUUAAGAAAGUAGGAUAUCAGUGCUUUGUAUUUUGGGAGUGUAUUUCAUGGUGAGAAAUGGUGUGGUUUUUUUUUUCUAGCUUUUUAACAGUCAGUUCGUUGUUUUGCAAAGUUUUUAUGUGCUUUGGUGUUUUUUUUUUUUUUUAAUUGCCACAUCAUGCUGCUCAUUAUGAUACGAUAACCAAUUAACUGUGGACAGAAUGUUGCUAAAAUAUACCAUAAUUGAUUACAUUGUUUCAGAGCAUAAUGUUACAUAGAAACUGGGCAUUCUGUCUAGAGCAGUGUUUCUCAUCCUUGGGAACUUCCAGGCGGUCCAUGUUUUUGCUCCCUGUUGGAAGUGGGGAAGGAGCAAAAACUUGGACUGUCUAGGGAUCCCUGAGGACCAGGUUAAGAAACACUGGUCUAAAACGCUUCUUGACAUUUUACUGUGGGAUAGAUUGUACUCAUACAUAUGCCUUGAUAUUUCUGUCUGCAUUGCUGUCAUUCUUACCUCCUCACCUGCCUGUAGUCAUGCCUCUUUAAAAAGUACACAAGUUCAAGCCACUGAGAUUUUCUUAUACAUAUUCUCAAAAAAAUGUUUUUGACACUGUUUAUAAAGACAACUGAUAUAAUAAUGUGACUCCCCAUUUGUUUCAUUUUGUGUUAAGAUUUUUCUGCCUAAGCAUAAUUUGUCCUGAAAGUAGAUACUUGUUUAGCAAAAUACAGUUUUAAUGCUGUUUCAGCUGUCAAGCUGAAAUAGCAGUUACAUAGUAGUAUGAUUAUAUUUAAAAUAUUAAAAUGUAACAUGCUCAGAAGACACCGACACAAACGCAAGCUCCACACACAGAACCAGGGUCGGAUCCAAACCCACGUCCCUGUUGCUCUGAGGUCAGCUCCCCACCCUCUUCUACACUGGUGUAUAUAUUUAAUACAACAAUUUGCUUUUUGUGCGUAAGGGCAGCUAUGGUGUGGCAUGGGGUGUGUGUAUCUUUGUAUUUAUAGAUUGUUUUUUCUUCAACCCUCUGCUGUGUUUGUCGUCUCUUUGGGAUACAUAUGGCUGUCAUGUCCAUUUCCUGGACCAUUUCCAAUGAGUUCUUCCUCUGUGAAUAUUUUCCUUGACUUGUUAUAAUAUGUCGGUUCGAACUGUAAAAUAUCUAUGAAGUGUUUUUCGUCUCAAUUGAUGCUGCUGUAAAUAAAUCCUAGCAUUUUAACCAG
Messenger RNA from Paramormyrops kingsleyae, 5705 nucleotides. The record is from RefSeq and is a predicted model, not a curated record. NCBI's taxonomy places the organism in Eukaryota, Metazoa, Chordata, Actinopteri, Osteoglossiformes, Mormyridae.